AUGCAGUCUUAUUUGCAGUAUCGUCGUCUGGGAACUGCGGUUCGGAAACAAUUGGCGGAUUUUCCCCAACAAGGUGCGAAUUCGGUGAAUAAGGCGGAGAAUGUGAUAAACGAGAACGGGAACAAGCAAACCGAGUCCACUCCGAGCGAUUCUGAUUCAAUCACUGAAGCUGAAAAUGCCAGUGCGUCGGAUCAGAUAAGGCAGGAUAGCGCUGCGUCGGAGGCUCUGGGGAAACGUCCGACCUGCAAUUCGGAGAAAACUGCAAUCGCACACACGCUUCCGGGCAUCGAGGUCCGUUCUCAUGUCGAUGAUUCCUCCGAUCGACCCAGUCGCGUCUUUGUCGUUGGUUGGGAUGGUGUCAAUGAUCCCCAACAUCCACGGAACUACAGUCUUGCCCGUCGUCUGACUGCAACGCUUAUCGUGUCUGCGUUGGGUUUUAUCGUCGGUGCAGCAUCAUCAAUCAACUCGGGCGUUCUACCACAGAACAACGCGGCCUUCGGUAUUAGCGAUGUUGUAGGCUCGCUGGUAGAUGGCCUUUAUCUACUAGGCUUUGCCUUCGGAUCCCUCUUCAGCGGUCCAUUAUCCGAAAUCUUAGGUCGCAAUCUAGUCUACAUCGGCUCGUUAACCCUCUUCAUGAUCUUCGUCAUGGGUUCCGCCCUCGCACCCAAUAUCGGCGCCCAACUCGCUUUCCGCUUCCUAUCCGGUAUAUUCGGUUGUCCACCACUUACCUGUGCAGGCGGUACGAUCGCCGAUCUAUUCAACCCGAUUGAGAAGACAAUUUACUUUCCCAUGUACGCUGUCCUCUCAUUCGGAGGUCCAGUUCUCGGCCCCGUCCUAGCAAACUAUGUCGGGCAAACGGGCGUUCUGUCCUGGCGCUGGAGUGGCUGGAUUAUCCUCAUCGGAUCAGGUUUAGUCAUGGUACUGAUUAUCCUAUUCCAACCCGAGACAUAUGCGCCAUUGCUUCUGCACUGGAAGGGGAAACAACUACGCAAGAUCACAGGUGAUAAACGAUUCCGUUCGGAAAUGGAUCUGCAAAAGCUUGCGCUUUUUAGCCGAAUUGGUGGGGCUAUGAAACGUCAAUUCCUCAUUACGAUUCAUGAGCCUAUCAUCCUGCUUAUCUCGCUCUAUAUGACUGUGUUGUAUAUUGUGCUCUUCACUUUCUUUGAUGGGUAUACUUAUAUUUUCACGGAUACAUAUGGUAUUUCGCAGGGUUUGACGAAUAUCAUCUGGGCUGCGAUGUAUGUCGGGAUCCUCCUGUGUGCGAUCCUUGUUCCGAUUAUCCACCGCAAGACGAAGAAGGAUUUCACUGCUGCUGCGAUGGCUGUGAAUGGGUCUGAUCCGGCUGUUAAUCCGCACGCUUUGGAUGGGGUACACACAGAACCGGAAAUCAGACUUUUCUUUGCUAUGUUCGGUGCGCCGCUUAUUCCUAUCUCGCUGUUCUGGAUGGGCUGGACGGAUUUCUCGUCUGUGUCCAUUUGGUCGCCUAUCAUUGCGUCAAGUUGCUUUGGUCUUGGCACGAUCUGUGUUUUCAUCAGUUCGUAUAUGUAUGUCAUCGAUUCUUAUGAUAUCUAUGCGGCUUCGGCGCUGGGUUUCAUGACUGUUUCGAGAUACUGUGCUGCUGGUGGAAUGACGGUUGUUGGAAUGCCGUUUUACAAGAAUAUGGGGGUUCAUUGGACUUUAACGAUUCUGGGGUGCAUCAGUGCUAUCAUGGUGCCUGUGCCUUAUGUUUUCUAUAAGUUUGGACCUGUCAUUCGGAGAUGGAGCAAGUAUGCUGUUACAAAUGAGGUCGAGGUUAGGGUUUGA
This is a messenger RNA of Penicillium longicatenatum, 1803 nucleotides long. RefSeq names its product MFS transporter. The transcript has 2 exons. NCBI's taxonomy places the organism in Eukaryota, Fungi, Ascomycota, Eurotiomycetes, Eurotiales, Aspergillaceae. Gene Ontology annotation, molecular function: transmembrane transporter activity. The record is from RefSeq and is a predicted model, not a curated record. Bases 1 to 1803 code for a protein of 600 amino acids. Gene Ontology annotation, biological process: transmembrane transport.